AUUCGGUGUUUUUUUUUUUAAAAGACGUCAGCAGCACAUUACCGUUCUGUGACGGAGUGAGUUCUGUGUCGCGUUCAACUCAGAAUACGGAUUGAGUGUUCCGAUGAUUUUUUUCAUCCGUGAUUGGUCUUUUCUACAAUGAAUAUUGAUUCCCGGAUCCAUGAACGCUCGAUUACCUACCACGGUAUUUAUCGCACGCAUGAUCCAAUCGCCCAUUUCACUGUGAGGAUUAAGGUUUGGCGCCCCGGAAUUAUUGUUAAUCCAGAAACCGUGGAAUCCCCGGAAGAGAGUGCCACGAAACAACGUCGUCGUAAGCGUACGGCAUCAGCUGGAGGCCGAAGUUUGGAUUUCUCUCGCGAUUUCCAGAACAUUCAGACGCAGAAGUGUGAUACUUUACGAGUGAAAUGGCAGGAGAAAAUUUUAAGUUGGGGUGAAGUCUUGCGUUAUGGAUCUCAAGCUGGACCAGAAGCUGCGAAAUCAGAUAGCUCUUACUACGCGCUUGCUCAAAAGAGGCUCGAGAAAGCGGGUUCGAAUUUUACGCAGUUGAUCUUCACUUACGUUGAUCAGGAUGUUGAGUGUGAUGCGUUUCGCCGGAAAAAUCAAUAUUCGUCGCCAUUGCUCAAGUCGAUUCCGAAAUCGAACAUUGUUUCCUCCAAGGAUCACAGUUUGUCGGAAUCUUCGCGUGAAAGCGAUGAUUCGUCUACUCGGGAAGAAUUGAUGCUGAUUAUGGCGGAUUUUUCUCCUCGCAACACGGACGAAUCAAGAGUAACACCGGUGCUUCUUUGUGCCGUCUCGUUUGACCCGCGAAGGAAAGUGAUCUCUGUGAAACCAGAUUUCUCCAGUUCUGGGGAAUAUUACCCUGUGAAAUCUCCAUCCGGCGAACUGUUCCAUUACUGUCUUGAGCUGGAGUCUCACUUGAAGUCACCCCUGGAAAUUUUGAAAGAUUCUCGUCUUCUUAACGAGGUUUGUCGCCAUCAUCAUGAAGGAAUUUCCAGUAUCACCGGGGAAGAAUUUGAAAAGCCACUGAAUCCUGAUCAUUGUCGAUUUCAUUUCCAUGGACUGAUUCUCGACGCAUGUAAAUUCAACGCACGUUGGAUUUCUGUCCGCUACUUACUGAACGCUCCAGAAGGCUGGAAAUCCAACGAGGAAAUCGUUUACGGUGCAACUCAGUGGAGUUCCGUCAGUUCGAGAGGGAAAGCUCAGUUUUGCUUGCCGAUAUCUGCGGACUUGUCAUUCAAUUCCUCUUACGAGUGCCGAGCUCCGCGAUUAUUUUUUCAAGUUAUGAGUUUGGACUGGUGGGGUUGCCAAAGAACUGAAGGUUAUGGUUGGAUAGCAGUUCCGUUGACGCCAGGAAGAUAUGAUGUUACAGUAAAAACUUGGCGAGUUCUGUUCCCAACUUUUCAAGCGGAAAUGCGGAGAUUCUUCCUUGCUGCGUCUACUCCAUUCGCCGACGUUCGGGCGAUUGUUGAUCCUUCUUUGAACGGUUCGAAGGCCCACUGUUGGAGUAGGUAUGGAUUUCAGACGAUCACUGCCGGGGAAAUCCGUUUGCAGCUGGAUGUUGUGACGCAGGAGUCGUCAUUUGGUUUGUCAUUGCUUACUUCGCGUGCAGGCGUUGAUGAUGCCCUGCACAAGAGCAUUGAAAUUGUUUUAGAAGCAUUCCGAAAAGCGAGGUCGAGAAUGUACGAGGCCAGGCUCAAAUUAAACCAAACAGUAGUGGAGUAA
Molecule: messenger RNA, 1722 nt
Organism: Notodromas monacha
Lineage: Eukaryota; Metazoa; Arthropoda; Ostracoda; Podocopida; Cyprididae
Source: the annotation of a GenBank genome assembly